ACGUCUUCUGAGACGUACAGGUCAUGUGAGGUCAGAGACUCAUUCUAAGGACUACAACUCCCACAAUCCCCCGCUGCUGUCAGUGACGUCACCUGGAGCCCGGACCCGGCGUAUCUGUCGCUGCGGUGUGUUUUUCUUUUAACAACAAAAGACUGUUUUUGAGGCAGUUUGCGGCGUUUUCUCCUAAACAGCAGCUUUGCGGACUUUAUCACAGGCUGGGAGUGAUGACACCGCCGCCGGUAGUGUCCGUUGGAGGAAGAGGAAGAGGAAGGAGGCGAUGAGGAGGAUGAUGACAUGCAGUUAGCUGGCUGCCUGGCUGGCUGACGGACGGACCAGAGCCCGCUGAGAGGGAGACGUGUCCCCCCGAAACCAGAGCCGGAUCCGGGACGCACAGAGGCGAAGAUGCCGCGGAGGAAACAGUCGAACCCGCAGCCGGUGAAAUUGGAGUCUGAGGACGGGGCGGUGGUGUGCAAUCCGAGCUGCCUGGUUCUGGAAAGUGACUUUCUGCUGAGCGGCGAGCUGGAGUUUGGAGACUCGGAGAUCAUGGGGCUGGACAGAGAGGCUGGAGUGACGGUCUUCUCUCUCAGCAUGGAGGACGACUCCUCAGCUCCGACAGACUCCACCUUCCCGACUUUUCUGUCCUGUAAAGGAUGUGGUCAUCUGCUGGGGGACACGCCUCUGGGGGCAGGUGUUGGUCUGGACCUGGCUGCAGAGUUCUACUGUCUCACCUGUGAGGAAAGCUUCCAGCACUCCGCCUCCAUGGACUCCUCUCAGGUGGAGGGAUCCAACCUGUCCGACAGAUCCGUCAGCGGCUCCGACAGGAAGAGGAGGAGCGUCGCUCAGGGCAACGACCUCCCCGCCAAGCUGUUCUCGUGUUCGCUGUGCGCCUUCACCUCGCGCUACUCCAAUCACCUCAAACGCCACAUGAGGAUCCACGACGGCCACAAGCCGUUCCGCUGCCCGGUCUGCCCCUACGCCUCGGCCCAGCUGGUCAACCUGCAGCGCCACGGCCGAACCCACACCGGGGAGAAACCCUACCGCUGCCAGCAGUGCAGCUACGCCUGCAGCUCCCUGGGAAACCUGCGGAGGCACCAGCGCAUGCACACGCAGGAGAGACCGCAGAGGAGGGAGAAGGAGAAACGACAAGGGAGAAGGAAAAAAGCCAAGGCUGGACCUGAGGAAGUGGUGUCGGACCUGACCCUGCGUCUGUCCCAGGACUCCGGUUAUCUCCAGACGUUGGGGGGCCUCGGCUGUCCGUCCGGCCCCCUCCCGGUCCUCCUGUUCCCCCUGCGCUGCCGGGUGUGUGGCCUCACCCUGGAGGAGGCCGACCUGGAGGGGGACAACGCCGAGGGGGAGGCGGAGGGUGACGGAGGGCAGAUGUGUCGCCGCUGCUCCUUGGACCUGCUGUCCAAAGACGUCUCGGGGCCUCCCUGCAGCCUGGACGGUCCUCGGGGCCCCCGGCGGGGACAGCGGGGCUCCAAGCUGUACCGCUGCCCUCGCUGCCCCUUCCUGUCCCACUACCCCAACCACCUGGCCCGACACUCCCACACCCACUCUGAGGAGAAACCCCACCGCUGCCCCCACUGCACCUACACCUCGUCACACCUCGACAACCUCAAGCGCCACCUGCGCGUGCACACGGGUGAGAAGCCUUACCAGUGUCCGUCCUGCAGCUACGCCUGCGGGAACCUGGCCAACCUGCGCCGCCACGAGCGCAUCCACUCGGGCGCCAAACCGUUCCACUGCGGCGUCUGCGGCUACUCCUGCAACCAGAGCAUGAACCUGAAGAGGCACAUGCUGCGGCACACCGGAGAGAAACCGUACGCCUGCGCCGAGUGCAGCUACACGACGGGCCACUGGGACAACUACAAACGACACCAGAGGAAGCACGGACACAACACGGACAGUUGGGACAAACACACUCCCAUCAACGGGCUGAGCUGGGGACGAGACGUCCAGGAGGACCAGAGUCAGGGACAGGAGCACAAGUAGACACACUGUGAGAGUGUGUGAGAGUGUGUGGGAGUGUGUGAGAGUGUGUGGGAGUGUGUGUGAGUGUGUGAGAGUGUGUGGGAGUGUGGGAGUGUGUGUGGUGUGUGUGUGUGUAUUGUGUGUGUAUUGUGUGUGUGGUGUAUACACUGGUGAACCUCCAGCUCAGCUUGGAGUUAAACUCAGGUGCCUUGGACAGACUGAAUGACUGUAACGCUGCACUGACUUUAUAAAUGGGCAUUAAUGUGUGUUUGAAGGGAGAGAUCAGCGUCUCGCUCUGUUCUUUGGGAAAUGCAGUGAUGUGAUCAUGAAGCCGGUCUGAUGUUUAUUUUUUCUCUACAGAGGAUCUAUAUUUUCUAGGUGAGGGAUUUGGACGGUUUGAUCCUGGACUCAGUCGGUGUUCCAGCAGGGUUCCUGUGCAGCUUUAGUCUCACUCACUGGGGUGUUGGUAAGCAGAUCGAAAGAUCAUCUGACUCUCUCACUGUUCAGAGAAAACCAAUAAUUAACCUCCCAGCAACACAAUGAAUAGAAAUAUGACAUAAAACCUGCUUCAGUCUGAUUAUUAGGCUUUUAUUAAGCUUUUAAAUAGAAAAUCGGAUUGAAAGAGAGUUAAUUUUGGAGUUCAGGGGUUGGAAAUGUUCUGAUUGUUUGACUCUUGCUGCAUCAGAAAGCUAAAUAAAAGUGAAAAAAUAGACACUGAUUUAAAAAAAGCUGUAAUGAGGAUCAGUAUUAGAAAGACAAAGUCAUGAUGUUUUGAGAAAAUAAAGACACAAUCUUCUUAGGUUAAUAAAUAAUGACAUAACAUUAUAAUAAAAAGUAUUUUACAGUGAUGGAAACAAUACAUUUAGCUGCAAAAUACUGGAUGUUUAGGUUUCACUAAUAAUCGCCUCAGUAUGAAUUUGAGUUUGUUGUUUUUUCUGUCUUAAUAUGAGGAUUUUAUUCUUAUAAUAUUAUAACCUUUUUCUUCGUCUAUUACAUCUUUAUUCUUAUAAUGUUUGGACAUUUUUCUCAAAAAAACUAUUACCACAAUUUUUCUGAUAAAAUGACUAUUUUCUCAUAAAAUCAUCAAAUAUUUCACCUUGAAAUUUUAACUAUUCUCAUGAAACUGAUCAUUAUCUUCUCCUAAUUUAUCUGAUUUUAUGCUUUUUAAAUGAUCACAUUUUCAUCUUACAAUUAUGACCUUUUUCUUGUGCAAAUAUAUUUCUUCCCUGACAGUUAUCACUCUUUUUUGCUCUUAACUUUGUGACUUCGUUGUUUUGAAUUUCCACCAAUCAGUUGUAGCUGAAUCUUUCUACAAUCAUCCUGUAAUUCAGUCAGAAUUCUAGUUUAAACAGAAGCAGAACGUGGUGAAAAUGCUUCUAGAUUUAAAGAAUAAGAGCUUUUAAAGUGGACAUGCACAGGAGCCCCGCUGGGUUUUCAUUUAUCCAACCCGAGCUGCAUUCAGGAGGAACCUCAUGCCUUUUUUCAGUCAUGGCUUCACACUCUGUCUUCUUUUUUUUUUUAGAUCUAGAUCCUGAAAUGUGUUGGGAAAUUACAGCUCUGUGUUCAGACUGAGAGAUUCUUUAUUCCUCUCAGCGUUUCAGAGGAUAUCUCUGCUUGCUUUACUUGUUUUUAGCACAAAUUUCAUGAAAAUCAGGCUCUCGGACAUGCAAACAAUCAGGGAAGAGUUUACUGAUAAUAGAACUCUCUUUUUAAUAACUCAUUAAAGUUCCCAUCAAACACUGAAAA
Messenger RNA from Amphiprion ocellaris (clown anemonefish), 3717 nucleotides. Its product is annotated as zinc finger protein 513-like. Gene Ontology annotation, biological process: regulation of transcription by RNA polymerase II. Bases 403 to 1992 code for a protein of 529 amino acids. The transcript has 7 exons. Gene Ontology annotation, molecular function: RNA polymerase II cis-regulatory region sequence-specific DNA binding; DNA-binding transcription factor activity. The record is from RefSeq and is a predicted model, not a curated record. Lineage: Eukaryota; Metazoa; Chordata; Actinopteri; Pomacentridae.